AAACUGAAUGAAUAAGGAAGUCGACCGAAUCCUUAAAGGUCGGCUAUUCACUUGAAAUAGCUACGAAUUUCGAUAUAUUUCUUUUGGUAGCCUGCUGUUAAAAUGUCUUUGAAAGAUAGAUACCAAGCGUCAAUGGUGCUGAGUGGAGUUGGAGACGCCUUGGGAUUCAACAAUGGCGAGUGGGAAUUCUGUAAUAGUGGGACACAAAUUCUGAAAGAACUCGCUGCAAUGGGAGGACUAGAAGCAGUGGAUAUUGAUAAGUGGAUUGUGAGUGAUGACACAGUAAUGCAUCUGGCCACUGGUGAAGCGCUAAUAAAGGCAGGGAAGAAGCCCGACCUACCUGAACUCUACAAGAUUAUGGCUAAAGUAUAUCAAGACUGCAUGCAUGACAUGGAUGAAAGGUCUCCAGGCUGGACGUGUAUGGAAAUGGUGAGCACACUGAACCCUGAUAUUCCAGGUGGACUGAAUCUUAAAUUUAAUCCAAAAGGAGGAGGAUGUGGAGCUGCCAUGCGUGCCAUGUGCAUUGGGUUGCGAUUUCCACAACCUUCUGAAGAAAAACUCCUGAUUGAAGUGAGCAUUGAGAGUGGGAGACUGACCCAUCACCACCCUACAGGCUAUCUUGGCGCAUUAACUGCAGCAUUAUUUACAGCCUAUGCUGUGAAUGGCAGGCCUCCUCAGGAGUGGGGAAGGGGUCUCCUGGAGGUUUUGCCAAAAGCAAAAAGAUACAUAGUAAAAUCUGGACGUGAUGUUCAAGAAAAUCUGGAAACAUGGGGUUAUUUUGAAAAAAAAUGGAAUGUCUAUCUUGAAGAAAGAGGAAUUCUGGAUGGCAAAUCAGACCCUACAUUCCCUGAUUCCUAUGGUCCUGUAGAAAGAGAUGCCUUUUACUCAACACUGAGCUAUCAAGGCUGGGCAGGAAGCAGUGGUCAUGAUGCUCCUAUGAUAGCAUAUGAUGCUCUGCUGAAAGCUGGUAGCUCCUGGGUCACUCUUGCCCAUCAUGGAUUUUUCCACGGAGGUGACAGUGACUCAACGGGUGUCAUUGCUGCAUGUUGGUGGGGAGCCAUAUAUGGCUUUGAAGGAGUGCCUAAGUGCAAUUAUGAAAAGCUUGAGUAUAAAAGCAGACUAGCUAAAAUUGGUGAAGAACUGUAUGAGCUAAAUAGAAAUUGGCAAAGUGGUGGUGGUAGCUGUCAACAGGCAUGAGAAACAUAAGGUAUCGACAAGUCUUAGAAAUCAGAUUUGUCUGUUGGUUGAGAUAAUUUUAUAAAAUGUACUUACACUAUAACAUAUAUGUAUACAGUAUUUUAUAUACCUUUUGAAUUCAGAGUAAUACAAAUUAUUAACAUUUCUCAACAAUAUAUCUAAUAGCUACAUUUAAAUUUCCUUGGAUAUGAAAAUUAUUCAAUCACUGCACCUAUUUAUAAAAAACAUUUUAUUCAAAUUUCAAGAGCAGAGCUGCAAUAAAAUUUAAACAUCAGACUAAACUGUUAGAAUUUGAGCUGGAGAAAUGUUGCUGUACUCUUUACCAAAUUUCACAUUAUCAAAGUUACCAUUCCUCUAUCCUGCUAGGCCCAAUUUCAGACAGGUCAUUUGAGUAUCAGUUCCACUAUUACUGUCCAAAUUUUCAUUCUGAGGGUUGUGAAGUCGGCACACUGAACCAUGCACAUCAGACUUAACUCUUCCCAGAAAAAAUCAUAAUGACGUCACUUUGUUGUUCAAAUAACAGAUUCACCUUUGUAGUGACCAUCCAUCCUGCUCAAGACCAUGGGGCCAGAACCUGUCCCAGCAACAUUAGGAGCAAGGUAGCAAUCAACCCUGGAUGGAGGGUCAUGUGCACAACCAUCUUCAGAUCCGGACUAGCAGUAUACAUUAAAGAUAUGUCUAUAUUUACUGAGAUGUAUUGUCAUGGGAGGAUGUUGCACCAGCUACUAUACAGGCCAGAUUGAAUGUACAUCAAAUGUGCUGAAUUUCACCUUAACUGAGCUUAUUGCAUGUUCAUAAUACCCUUAAUAAAGUAAUAAAGUUUCCAAACUUAUUCCAGA
Molecule: messenger RNA, 2036 nt
Organism: Polypterus senegalus (gray bichir)
Lineage: Eukaryota; Metazoa; Chordata; Cladistia; Polypteriformes; Polypteridae
Product: protein ADP-ribosylarginine hydrolase-like
Exons: 4
Coding region: 103-1197 (364 amino acids)
Biological process (GO): protein de-ADP-ribosylation
Molecular function (GO): ADP-ribosylarginine-[protein] hydrolase activity; magnesium ion binding
Source: RefSeq, a predicted model, not a curated record